AUGCCUAUGAUGGGACCGACAAAGACUGUAGUUACCAUCAACUCGACUGGUCGUCAGACGGCUUCAUUUGUUCGCGUCGCCUCUGCUGUGGGUUGGCGUGUGAGAGCGCAGGUCCGGACUUGCGAUGGACUGGUUGCCGAGGAACUCGCUGCUUUGCCUAAUGUCGAAAUCGUCGAGGGAGAUCUAUGCCAACCAAAGGCCGACCUGAUCCCCUUCCUAAACCACCUUUUCGAAGGUGCUAAGCUGGCUUUUAUCAACACCACUCACUGGGGCGAUGAGGUCGCCAUUGGUAAAGCCUGCGCGGACGCUGCCAAAAGAGCAGGCGUAACUCACUACAUCUACUCAUCCAUGCCCGAUCAUUCUGUCUACAAUCCGGACUGGAGGCCGCUUCCAUUGUGGUCGCAGAAGUUUACGAUAGAGAACUACGUUCGCCAACUGGGAAUCCCGGCCACUUUCACCUACACUGGAAUCUACAACAAUAACUUCACCUCACUGCCUUAUCCACUAUUUCGCAUGGAACUCCAGGAAGAUGGCAGCUUCCUGUGGAGAGCCCCCUUUCAUCCUCAUGAUCCACUACCCUGGCUAGACGCUGAGCAUGAUGUUGGCCCAGCUCUCCUGCAAAUCUUCAAGAUGGGUCCGAAUUCCUGGAAGGGCCAAAGGGUUACGCUUGCUUUUGAACGACUGAGUCCAACCCAGGCUUGCGUCAAAUUCUCGCGCGGUGUAGGUAGACCGGUCAAAUAUGUACAUGGACCGAUCGAUAUCGAAGUUUCGAUCCCUAGCGGCUAUCGGGAACACCUUGAAUCACUCCAGGAAACUCUUGGAGAAAAGAGAGCCCCUUACUUUGGACCCUUGGAGUAUCCACAAGAAGCCAGAAGCCUAUGGGAGGGUUACCGAUCACUCGAAGAGUACGCUCGCGAAGUGUUCCCCGACGAGGAGGCCGCCAACGGACUGACGUGGAUGGACGACGACAAAGAAUUCCCCGAAUACGCCGAGAGUAACGAAGACCCGGAUGAAGAGCGUGACGAGAGCAGUGUUGGAAGCACCACGAAUCCCACACCAUCUUGGACACCCGGCAUGCGGACACCAUUCAAUCACCCUGAAGCGGACGCCCACAACUUUUUCGUGGGCAGUUGUUAA
This is a messenger RNA of Aureobasidium namibiae CBS 147.97, 1137 nucleotides long. RefSeq names its product NmrA-domain-containing protein. The record is from RefSeq and is a predicted model, not a curated record. NCBI's taxonomy places the organism in Eukaryota, Fungi, Ascomycota, Dothideomycetes, Dothideales, Saccotheciaceae. The transcript is spliced from 2 exons. The coding region runs from base 1 to 1137 and encodes 378 amino acids.